UUACACGGUGGAGCUGACUGCUGGACUGGACUCUGAACUACCCACAAGGCACUAGUUCCCUAGUUCUCCUCCAGCCUGUGUGUGAAGGAGAAGCCAGUGGCAUUGUCCCAAAGGUCUGUAUAUAAGAUGAGAGAGGGAGGGUGUUGGAUUCCUCAAUUAAGCAUCCAUUCAGUGGCUCAAGAAACCUGCUCUGAAGGCUGGCCAGGUUGAAACUGUUCAAUCAGAUAUAUCUUCACUUCAGACCAGAAGUUCCUCCAAAAGACUGCCUCACCUCACCUGACCUGACUGGGACCAGCUACAAUACAGCCAUGUCUCUGCUGGUCCAUGUUCUGGCCUGCUGCUUCGGGCUGGGCUCCUGGGUGGCUGUCAACGGCCUGUGGGUGGAGCUCCCCCUCAUUGUCAACACCCUCCCUGAGGGCUGGGAGCUACCAUCCUACCUGACAGUCAUCAUCCAGCUGGCCAACCUGGGGCCUCUGCUGGUCACUGUCAUGCACAAGCUGUGUCCGGGCCGGCUGAGGGAGAGCGCUGUCAUCUACAGUGUGUUGUCCAUCGGCAUCCUGGCCUGUGUACUGUUGGCGUUCUUCUGGGAUGAGACCACGGUUGUGGCAACGGCACCACGGAGCACAGUCUUCUUUAUUCUAACCCUUUUCCUGGCCUUGGUGGAUUGUACUUCCUCUGUUACCUUCCUGCCCUUCAUGAUGCAGCUGCCAGCCCACUACAUCACCACCUACUUCAUUGGAGAGGGCCUGAGUGGCUUUAUCCCUGGUCUAGUUGCUCUUGGCCAGGGCGUCGGCAUGGCCAAGUGUGUAAAUGGCACUCAGUCCUCUGGUAACCUCACUGAAAAGGACAUGUACAUUGUCCAGACCCAGUAUCUACAGCCCAACUUUUCCACUGAGGUGUUUUUCUUCUUCUUGGCAGCGAUGAUGUGCAUCAGCCUGCUGGCGUUCUCUGCCCUCAACAGGUUCCCACACAGCUUUGAACUGUCCACAGAGAACCUAGUUUCAGACACUGACACAGUGGCGUCGGUCUGCUUUGGUCUCGACAACCCUGGAGUGGUAACCGACGAGCAGCACUCUAACCCAAAACCCCACAGUGAGGAAUCAGGUCAGGCUAGGCCACAGCUGGCUAAACCACUCCACUCUGUUUAUCAGUUAGCUUUUAUCUAUUUCAUGGUGGUCUGUGUGAACGGGGCAACCAACGGCCUGUUGCCCUCCGUGCAGACGUACUCCUGCAUGCCCUACGGUAACCUGGCUUAUCACCUGUCGGCGGCUCUGGCAUCCUGUGCCAACCCAGUGGCCUGUAUAGUCGCCCUGUUCUUUCCUAAAAGGUCACUAGUGUUGCUGGGUGUACUGUGUCUCCUGGGCUCAAUCUUUGGAGGAUACAACAUGGCCAUGGCUGCCAUGAGUCCAUGUCCACUACUACAAGGCUCUGCGCUGGGAGAAACCAUCAUAGUUCUGUCGUGGGUCUUCUUUACGGGGACCCUGUCCUAUGUGAAGGUAAUGGUGGGUGUCAUCCUGAGGGACGAGAGCCACAGCGCCCUGGUGUGGUGUGGAGCAGCGGCACAGACAGGCUCUCUGCUUGGCUCUGCCAUUAUGUUCCCUUUAGUCAAUGUCUGCAACCUGUUCGAGUCAGGAGACUUCUGCAACACUAGGUGCCCUUUAUGAUGAUGACUUAUACCCGAGACACUAACAUACCCACUGGUAAGUAGCCUUAUCCGAGCCAGAACGGCUCAUACGGCUGGAGCUUAUCUCUUGUUUCUGUAGUGAGAGGCAGCUUGAUGUACAAGUACACCCCCUGGACAGGAGUACCUGCUAGUACCUAUACCCACUGGGGUGAUGUGUGAAUAAUGUGGGGGUCAAGGAAAAGACAAUGACGUAUCUGGCCUCAGAUUAGAGAUUGGACUCUAAGUAUGUCUUCAAGGGCACCCGGUGGUGAGAAAAAAAUCCGCCUGGAUCAAUGGAGUAAAGUAUAAGAUUUCAAACUGUUGUUCAGUUAAUAAUUGUAUGUAUUUCUAUGCAGUAUGAUUCACAACCCACACUCAAGGGUGUUGGAGCAAUUGUUGUAAAUAUUCAAAUAUAUGGUUUUAAACCAUUACUUGUUGAAUAAUUGGGAAUUUAAGGAGACAAGCAGAAUUAACCUUAGAUUUACACUGAGUGUACAAAACAUUAAGAACACCUGCUCUUUCCAUGAGAUAGACUGACCAGGUGAAUCCAGGGGGAAAAUGAUUGAUGUCACUUUUAAAUCUAAUUCAAUCAGUCUAGGUGAAGGGGAUGAGACAGGUUAAAGAAGGCAUUUUAAGACAAUUGAGACAUGGAUUGUGUAUGUGUGCCAUUCAGAAGGUCAAUGGCAAGAUAAAAGUGCCUUUGAACGGGGGUAUGGUAGUAAGUGCCAGUUACACUGCUGGGUUUUUCAUGCUCAACAGUUUCCUGUGUGUAAUCAAGAAUAGUCCACCACCCAAAGGACAUCCAGCAAAGUAUUGGCGUCAACAUGGCCAGCUUCCCUGUGGAACACUUUCGACACCUUGUAGAGUCCAUGUCCCGACAAGUUGAGGCUUUUCUGAGGGCAAAGGGGGGGGGGGGGGGGGGGGGGGGGAUGUUUCAGAUUGUAACACUAGAUGGCGGUAGUAGACCAUCUUAGAAAAAACGAUUCUUUGCAUUCCUCAGGUAUCCCAGCAGAUUCUCUUGUCAACACAAAAUACAUUUAAUUACACUUUGUCUAUUCAACACUUAUUGUAUAAAGGCUUUUAUAUCUCUAUGCUUGUGUGUGUGUCAGUGUGAAAGAGCAUUCCAUGUCAGAUCAUCAUAUGAUAUGCACUGUUGAUUGUUUUUGUAAAUACAUUAUAGAUCAUCAUGUG
Messenger RNA from Oncorhynchus kisutch (coho salmon), 2854 nucleotides. RefSeq names its product solute carrier family 52, riboflavin transporter, member 3-A. Gene Ontology annotation, molecular function: riboflavin transmembrane transporter activity. The coding region runs from base 309 to 1664 and encodes 451 amino acids. The record is from RefSeq and is a predicted model, not a curated record. The transcript has 4 exons. Gene Ontology annotation, biological process: riboflavin transport. Lineage: Eukaryota; Metazoa; Chordata; Actinopteri; Salmoniformes; Salmonidae. Gene Ontology annotation, cellular component: plasma membrane.